UGCUCGGCUACGCGGUGGAUCGACGCGCUUGGCGCUCGCAGCGGGCGGAAGUGCGGCACUGCGGUUGGGCGGCUGCGGCUCCGGGCUCAGGCGACGGGGGUCAGCGCCAGGAGAUCCUGCUGUGGGCCGCGGCUGGCCGAGGGCUGGAGAUCACGCUGUAACUAGAUCACCCACUAACGGUUGCACCAACCACAAUGUCAAGGUUACGACAGCCCCCGCUGGUGACCGGCAUCUCUCCAAAUGAAGGGAUCCCGUGGACAAAGGUCACGAUCCGAGGGGAGAACCUGGGUACUGGCUCCACCGACCUCAUAGGCUUGACAAUUUGUGGCCAUAACUGCCUCCUGACAGCAGAGUGGAUGUCUGCCAGUAAAAUAGUUUGUCGAGUGGGACAAGCCAAAGACGACAAAGGGGACAUCAUUGUCACAACCAAGUCAGGUGGCAGAGGAACCUCGACAGUCUCUUUCAAGCUACUCAAGCCUGAAAAAAUAGGCAUUUUGGAUCAGUCUGCCGUGUGGGUGGAUGAAAUGAACUAUUAUGACAUGCGCACCGACAGGAAUAAAGGAAUCCCUCCACUGUCCCUGCGGCCCGCGAAUCCCCUUGGCAUUGACAUUGAGAAAAGUAAAUUUCCCCAGAAGGAGUUAGAAAUGCUGUUCCAUGGAAUGAGUGCCGAUUUUACGAGCGAGAAUUUCUCAGCUGCCUGGUAUCUCAUCGAGAACCAUGCAACCACCAGUUUUGAGCAGCUUAAGAUGGCAGUGGCCAACCUGAAGAGACAGGCCAACAAGAAGAGUGAGGGCAGCCUGGCCUGCGUGAAGGGGGGGCUCAGCACAUUCUUCGAAGCCCAGGACGCCCUCUCAGCCAUCCAUCAAAAACUAGAAGCGGAUGGAACGGAAAAAGUAGAAGGAUCCAUGACGCAGAAACUGGAGAAUGUUCUGAACAGAGCAAGUAAUACUGCAGACACAUUAUUUCAAGAAGUGUUAGGUCGAAAGGACAAGGCAGAUUCUACCAGAAAUGCACUCAAUGUACUUCAGCGGUUUAAGUUUCUCUUCAACCUUCCUCUAAAUAUUGAAAGGAAUAUUCAAAAGGGUGAUUAUGAUGUGGUUAUCAAUGAUUAUGAAAAGGCCAAGUCACUCUUUGGGAAAACGGAGGUGCAAGUUUUCAAGAAAUAUUAUGCCGAGGUAGAAACACGCAUUGAAGCCUUACAAGAAUUACUUCUGGAUAAAUUGCUUGAAACGCCAUCGACCUUGCAUGACCAAAAACGUUACAUAAGGUACCUGUCCGACCUGCACGCACCCGGCGACCCUGCAUGGCAGUGCAUUGGUGCCCAGCACAGGUGGAUCCUCCAGCUCAUGCACAGCUGCAAGGAAGGCUACGUGAAGGACCUGAAAGGAAACCCCAGCCUGCACAGCCCCAUGCUGGACCUGGAGAGUGACCCUCGCUCCUCCGUGCUGGGCCACCUCAGCCAGACGGCGUCUCUGAAGAGGGGCGGCAGCUUUCACUCUGGCCGUGAGGACGCAUGGAGAUACAAAACUCCCCACAGGGUGGCAUUUGUUGAAAAAUUGACCAAGCUUGUUUUAAGCCAGCUGCCGAAUUUCUGGAAACUCUGGAUUUCCUAUGUCAAUGGAAGCCUUUUCAGCGAGACUGCCGAAAAAUUGGGGCAGGUUGAAAGAUCAAAGAAUGUAAGACAGAGACAAAGUGAUUUCAAGAAGAUGAUUCAGGAGGUUAUGCAGGCCCUGGUGAAGCUGGUGCGCGGUGCCCUGCUGCCCCUCAGCCUGCGGGAGGUGGAGGCCCGGCAGUACGGGGGCUGGGAGGUCAGGGCCGAGCUCUCUGGCCAGUGGCUUACACAUGUCAUCCAGACCCUCCGGCUUACUUAUGAGUCUCUGACUGCCCUGGAGAUCCCGAAUGACAUGCUGCAGGCCGUCCAGGACCUCGUUCUGGACCUCCGCGUCCGCUGCGUGAUGGUCACCUUACAGCACACGGCAGAAGAGAUAAAACGGUUGGCUGAAAAGGAGGACUGGAUUGUGGAUAGUGAAGGGCUGACCUCCCUGCCAUGCCAGUUUGAGCAGUGCAUCGUGCACGCUCUGCAGUCGCUGAAAGGGGUUUUGGAGUGCAAGCCCGGAGAAGCCAGCGUCUUUCAGCACCCUAAGACGCAGGAGGAGGUUUGCCAGCUCAGCAUCACCAUCAUGCAGGUUUUUAUAUACUGCCUGGAACAACUGAGCACCAAGCCCGAUGCGGAUAUAGAUACGACACACCUCUCUGUCGAUGUGUCUUCUCCUGAUUUGUUUGGAAGCACCCACGAGGACUUCAGUUUGACUUCUGAACAGCGACUUUUGAUAGUCCUGAGUAAUUGCUGCUAUCUAGAACGUCGCACCUUCCUGAAUAUAGCAGAGUAUUUUGAAAAGCAUAACUUCCAGGGCAUAGAGAAAAUAACCCAGGUCAGCAUGGCCUCAUUGAAAGAACUUGACCAGAGACUCUUUGAGAACUACAUUGAACUGAAAGCAGAUCCCAUUGUGGGCUCCUUGGAACCUGGGAUUUAUGCAGGCUACUUUGAUUGGAAAGACUGUCUACCCCCCACAGGUGUCAGGAACUACUUGAAAGAAGCGCUGGUGAACAUAAUUGCGGUCCACGCGGAGGUGUUCACCAUUUCCAAAGCGCUGGUGCCGCGUGUGCUGGCCAGAGUGGUGGAGGCGGUGUCCGAGGAGCUGAGCCGGCUAAUGCAGUGUGUGUCUUCCUUCAGCAGGCACGGAGCCUUGCAGGCGAGACUUGAAAUCUGUGCCUUGCGAGAUACGGUGGCCGUUUACCUGACGCCAGAAAGCAAGUCCAGUUUCAAACAGGCUCUAGAAGCCCUUCCACAGCUCGCCAGCGGAGCAGAUAAGAACCAGUGCCUGCUCACUACCAGCGGAAAAUCAGGAGCAGAAAGCAGGCUCCUGGAAGAGCUGCUGAACAAGUUCAAGAGCAGCAUGCACUUGCAGCUCGCCUGCUUCCAGGCCGCCUCUCCGGCGCUGGUGAAGACAUGAGGCACAGGGGUGGUAGGGCCGGUGCUCGCCCUCCCUGGGGGGAAGGUCCUGGCAUGGGAAGCCCUGGCUGCGCAGGCCCCUUCCCCCACCUGUGACUUAGUAGCAGCACAGAAAUUGGUGGUUGGGGUUUUUAGUUCAGCCAGAAGGACCCUCUGGGAAGUGCCCAAGCAAGGAGGAGCUGUGUGGCUCUGCAGCUCCCCUUUGAAAACCUACUUUUCCACCUUCGCUAUUACUGGGCGAGUGUUAGGAGGGCUUCCCCGGGUGUCUCGCGGAGGCACCUGUCGUAUAGGGAAGCAUUUCUCCAGCCUCGCUCGCCACAGGUUCACUGUUUCCAGCACACACGAAGAGGUGGAUAAAGGAUUUGGAUAGUUACAUUUAGGCAUCUUUGGAGCUGGCCCUAAAUUGUACAGCUGCAUUUAAAGUCUUCCUUUUGUGCAAAGGGCAUAAAUUUCCUAAUUGUAGUGGGUUUUAGAAAACUGAGCUGCACAAAAUGCUCAUACAGCUGGAGUAGAUUAUAUAUGUGGUUUAGAAGUCCACACAUCAACGACACUGUACUCUGCUGUCUGACCUUGAUCUUUCCCGUGCGGGUCCUGUGGACCUGUGUCAUCUGUCCCAAGGGGUGGUGGGACAGUGCAGCCUGCAGCAUCAUAACUGCACUGCUGGGCCUGCAGUGCCCGCCCUCUGGGUGGCUGCUUUCUCUAUGCUGCCUCCUCUGGAAGCUCCUGCUGCAGAGCUGGGCAAGUCCAUCGCCUGUGUUCGCUGAGGACUCAAGAUGCCCGCCACACAGCAAUGAUUCCCUGAAAAUCUGCUUUCUCCCCUGCUGAAUGAAGCCUCUUUGUGGAUGCUGGUAAUUUCAGGCCACAAUGUUAACCGUACACCAAAGUCACUGUUCUGGAUCAUUGAACACGUUCAAUGCUGUACAUGUUCAUUGUAACUGGAAGUGGAGGUUCCCGUUCACAGACGCAAAGGGCGUGGCAUGUUUUUUCUCAUACGUGUGUUGACCACGACAUCCCACAUGACUGCAGACUAAGUGAGGAAAUUACAGUUGUGUUGUCUUAACUCAUACAGUGCAUUCGGCCAAUAAAGAAUACCUCUUCUGGAAGAUAAA
Molecule: messenger RNA, 4122 nt
Organism: Cavia porcellus (domestic guinea pig)
Lineage: Eukaryota; Metazoa; Chordata; Mammalia; Rodentia; Caviidae
Gene: Exoc2
Product: exocyst complex component 2
Exons: 29
Coding region: 195-3014 (939 amino acids)
Biological process (GO): Golgi to plasma membrane transport; exocytosis
Cellular component (GO): exocyst
Source: RefSeq, a predicted model, not a curated record